Cygnus atratus (black swan) is the source of this 984-nucleotide messenger RNA. RefSeq names its product dual oxidase maturation factor 1 (gene DUOXA1). The coding region runs from base 1 to 984 and encodes 327 amino acids. The record is from RefSeq and is a predicted model, not a curated record. NCBI's taxonomy places the organism in Eukaryota, Metazoa, Chordata, Aves, Anseriformes, Anatidae. Gene Ontology annotation, cellular component: endoplasmic reticulum membrane. The transcript is spliced from 6 exons. Gene Ontology annotation, biological process: protein transport.
AUGACGCUGUGGAAUGGCUCCUUCCCCUUCUACCCUGGCACCAAUGCUUGCUUCCCCUUCAACACCACCUCAGCCGUCAUCGCCUCCGUCUUCCUCUCUGCGCUGGCCACUUCCAUCAUCAUCCUUCCAGGCAUCCGAGGAAAGGGGCGACUCUUCUGGCUCCUGCGGGUGAUGAUGGGACUCUUCAUUGGAGCGGUGGUCCUCACCAUACAGUUCACCAGGGACUGGGAGAGCGGCUGGGUGACAGCAAACACCUCCUACAAGUCCUUCAGCAGUGCCAUGGUGAAGGCAGACAUCGGGCUGCACAUCGGCCUGGCGGGGGUGAACGUCACACUGGUGGGAAACCCGGUGAAUCAGGUCAAUGAGACCAUCAACUACAAUGAGCACUUUGCCUGGAGCUUCGAUGCAGACUACGACCACAGCUACAGCGAAGGCCUGGAGAAGGGGCUGCCCAGCCCCAUCCUCUAUGUGGCGGAGAAGUUCACCACAGAAAGCCCCUGCAACAUGCACAGGCAGUACCGAAUCUCCGGCCACUAUGCGUCCAUCACGCUGUGGAUGGCCUUAUGCACCUGGCUCAUUUCCAUCCUGCUCUUCUCCAUGCCCAUCCUCCUUUAUGGUGGCUACAUGCUCCUGCUCACUGCCGCACUGAUGCUCUUCUCACUGCUCUUCUUUGUCACUGCGAGGAACACCCUGAAGUGUCCCAUCCAGUUCGGACCAGCCUCCCUGAAAACAGAGUACGGUGGAUCCUUUUGGCUGACAUUAGCAACAGGGCUGCUGUGCCUGCUGCUGGGGAUGGGUGUGAUCGUCCUCAACUCCGUGCGGCCACAGAAGCUGAAGCUUGUCUUUAACCUGGAUGAGGGAAAGGGAGAAAAAGUGGAGGGGUGGGACAAGCCCCACCUGCCAGACGAGUCCAGCUCCUCUGAGCAGGAUGUGUUGAUGGUCCCCCUAAAUGAGCUUUGCGAGGUGACGACCACCCAGCUGUAA